Messenger RNA from Phascolarctos cinereus (koala), 3164 nucleotides. RefSeq names its product PR/SET domain 4 (gene PRDM4). The record is from RefSeq and is a predicted model, not a curated record. Gene Ontology annotation, cellular component: nucleus. NCBI's taxonomy places the organism in Eukaryota, Metazoa, Chordata, Mammalia, Diprotodontia, Phascolarctidae. Gene Ontology annotation, biological process: transcription by RNA polymerase II; regulation of gene expression. Gene Ontology annotation, molecular function: DNA-binding transcription factor activity, RNA polymerase II-specific; histone methyltransferase binding.
UGUUCUAAGGGCCCUCCCAGCCCUGACUUCCCUAUGCUAAGUUCCCUCCCGGCCCUGACUUCCCUGUUCUAGGUUCCCUCCCGGCCCUGACAUUCCUUGUUCCUGGUUCUUCCUAGCUUCGCCAUUCUCAGUUCUAGGCUCCAUGGUCCCUCGUGGCUGGCACACCAUACACGUGGUCUUGCCGGCAUUCAGACAUACACUGCGCAUGCGGGGGGGGGAGCCCAGCCUCGGGCUGACUGCGCUGCAGGAGGGAGAAAGCUGAGCUGCUGUGGGACCAACCAUCUCAAGUUCCAGACCCUUACACCCGCCUCCGUCGCUUAGCAACCGCGGUUCGAUGACUCAGUGCUCGAUUCCUUCACGCUGUCUCUAUCUCUUCUUCCCCCGGGGUCCCUCGCCGCGCGCCGCUCCCCCAGGGGGCCCUUCGGAUCCGGCCCCAGGCUUCCCCGCGGAGGCCGGGGAUGCGCUGCCGGGGGCCCCGCGAAGACUGAGCGCCCCCUCCCUCGGGGGGCUGGAGUGCCGGAGCCCCCCGAGGGCGAUGCCGAGGGUCCAGGUGCCCUGACCCUUCCCCCCGCCCGCCGGGCUGACACCUGGCGCCGAGCCGAUGCAUCCCAGAAUGAAUGAGAUGAACCUGAGUCCUGUGGGGAUGGAGCAGCUCGCUUCAUCCUCGGUAAGCAAUGCCUUGCCAGUCUCAGGAGGUCACCUCGGCCUGGCUGCCUCCCCUACUCACAAUGCCAUCCCUGCCCCAGGACUGCCAGUUGCAAUUCCAAACCUUGGUCCCUCCUUAAGCUCUCUGCCUUCCGCCUUGUCUCUGAUGCUCCCAAUGGGCAUUGGUGAUCGGGGGGUGAUGUGUGGGAUACCAGAGAGGAACUACCCUCUGCCCCCCCCACCCUACCCACACCUGGAGAGCAGCUACUUCAGACACAUUCUGCCCGGCAUCUUAUCGUAUUUGGCCGACAGACCUCCUCCUCAGUACAUCCACCCGAACUCCAUCAGUGUAGACAACAGUCCCACGCUGGCCGUCUCCAAUGAUCCCUAUCAGCCCGGCGGCAGCGUUGGCUUGGAGCCGGGCAUUGUCCCUAUGGAUUCCCGUGCGGUCAGUGCACACGGGGCCCAGAGCCUCCAUCCUGGUGACAGCCACGAGGUGGCCCUGGACACCGCCAUCACCAUGGAGAGCGUCUCGAGGGUGACCAGCCCCAUCUCCACAGACGGCAUGGCGGCUGAGGAGCUGACGAUGGAGGGUGUUGCAGGGGAACACUCCCAGAUGCCAAACGGUUCCAGAAGCCACGAACCUUUAUCUGUGGACUCGGUUGGUAACAGUUUGGCAGCAGACACUGUGGGACAUGGGGGUGUGAUCCCUCUUCAUGGGAAUGGCCUGGAACUCCCUGUGGUCAUGGAAACUGAUCACAUAGCCGGACGAGUCAAUGGCAUGCCCGACAGUGCCCUCAGUGACUCCAUCCACACCGUGGCCAUGAGCACCAACUCCGUAAGCGUGGCCCUGUCUACCUCACACAGCCUUGCCUCCCUGGAGUCUGUUUCCCUGCAUGAAGUGGGCCUCAGCCUUGAACCCGUGGCUGUGUCCUCUAUCACCCAGGAGGUCGCUAUGGGGUCGGGCCACGUAGAUGUGGCUUCAGACAACCUGUCCUUUGUGCCACCAUCCCUGCAGAUGGAAGACUCCAACUCCAACAAGGAGAACAUGGCGACCUUGUUUACCAUCUGGUGCACACUUUGUGACCGAGCCUACCCCUCCGAUUGCCCUGACCAUGGACCUGUGACCUUUGUUCCAGACAGCCCAAUAGAGAGCCGGGCCAGGCUGUCUCUCCCAAAGCAGCUCGUCCUCCGCCAGUCUCUCAUGGUGGCAGAUGUGGGUGUAUGGACUGGAGAAACCAUUCCUGUUCGCACUUGCUUUGGGCCAUUGAUUGGCCAGCAGAGCCACUCUAUGGAAGUAGCAGAUUGGACAGACAAGGCGGCUAAUCAUAUCUGGAAGAUGUAUCACAAUGGCGUCCUCGAAUUCUGUAUCAUUACAACGGACGAAAAUGAAUGUAACUGGAUGAUGUUUGUGCACAAAGCCAGAAACCGGGAGGAACAGAAUCUGGUCGCUUACCCUCACGACGGAAAAAUCUACUUCUGCACCUCCCAGGAGAUCCCUCCGGAAAAUGAACUGCUUUUCUAUUACAGCCGGGACUACGCCCAGCAGAUCGGUGUUCCUGAGCACCCGGAUGUGCACGUUUGUAACUGCGGCAAGGAGUGCAGCUCCUACACGGAAUUCAAAGCCCACCUGAGCAGCCACAUCCACCACCACCUGCCGAGCCAGAGCCACAGCGGUGGCCACGGGCCUAGCCACGGCAAGGAGAGGAAGUGGAAGUGCUCCAUGUGUCCGCAGGCGUUCAUCUCGCCGUCCAAGCUCCACGUGCAUUUCAUGGGCCACAUGGGGAUGAAGCCCCACAAGUGUGACUUCUGCAGCAAGGCUUUCAGCGACCCCAGCAACCUGCGCACGCACCUGAAGAUCCACACAGGCCAGAAGAACUACCGGUGUGCACUGUGUGACAAGUCCUUCACCCAGAAGGCUCACCUGGAGUCACACAUGGUCAUCCACACCGGCGAGAAGAACCUGAAGUGUGAUUACUGUGACAAGCUCUUCAUGCGGCGGCAGGACCUCAAGCAGCACGUGCUCACACACACACAAGAGCGGCAGAUUAAGUGUCCCAAGUGCGAGAAGCUGUUCCUGAGGACGAAUCACUUGAAGAAGCAUCUCAACUCCCACGAAGGAAAGCGCGAUUACGUCUGUGAAAAGUGUUCCAAGGCUUACCUGACCAAAUACCACCUCACACGCCACCUGAAGAUCUGCAAAGGCCCGGCCUCCGGCUCGUCGGUCCCGGAGGAGGAGGACGAGGACGACUCGGAGGAGGAGGAGUUAGGAGACCCCGUGGGAGCCGAGGAGUGUGGGCUGAGCGGGGCCGUGUACACCGCCGCUGCCGACAAUGGCCUUCCCGCACAAAUGAGGCUGCCCGGAAGAGGGAGAGCCAGGACCCGCCCCCACCCCACCUUGCUUUUUUAUAUAUAAAUGCAGCUUUUUAUUUCUUUCCAGCCAGUGGCCAAAACAGACUGAAUGAGAGUGGGCAGAGCCCUUAGAGAAGCCUGUGUCCUUAUUUCCACAGCCAGGAGAG